Molecule: messenger RNA, 1116 nt
Organism: Closterium sp. NIES-67
Lineage: Eukaryota; Viridiplantae; Streptophyta; Zygnematophyceae; Desmidiales; Closteriaceae
Source: the annotation of a GenBank genome assembly
UACUCUCUCGUCCGUGCAUGUUUAAAAGUUUCGGGAGUACAAAUAGCGCAUCGCCUUUCUGAAUAUACCGACGAGAUCGGUGUGAAGCCGUGCCAUAUGCCUUCGUAUUCAGUAGCUCGUACACGAGUCGUAGACGAGGGAGUCUCCAACACACCACGGCACUUCGCGGUAGCGAUUCUAUUCCAAGUAACAGUCAGCCGAACACGUAGAUAGAGAACAAAUCACCGAAAGCAGCGUCAUCUAUACCGGUGCGCCCGGUGGGCACCGGACGAAAGCAGCGUCAUCUACACCUACCGUUCUUCGUUUCUCGAGCGAACUGAAUUGACGUUGGGGCGUCCGGUGAGCGAGCAGCAGAUAUGGCGAGCAAGCAUCUACUGACGGUUAUCUUUCUAACGCUCGCCUUAGUCGCGGCUGCGGCGCCGACGCCUGCGGAGUUUAUCGACGAGCUGGAGCAGCUGCAGAAGGUUCUCUCCAAAAACCCCUUCAAAUACUCGAUUGUAGCGAACGCGCUACAACGAUCGAUCAAGCAGCUAAAGAAGCUGCCCGACGCCAACGUAAACGUGGAGUUUUUAUCCGAAAACACGGCGCUCAUCCCCACCAAUAUCGCACUAACCGGCGUCGGCAUACGCGCCAUAGUGCCCAAGCUCAUGGGCGACCUGAUUCGUUUUAACGUCAUCGAGGGCAUGUACUCGUUUGCACAAAUCAAGGCGAUUCCCGUUGGCGGGAAACUGCCCACGCAACUGAACAACAAGCCGCUCAUGCGGUUCAAGACGCAGAGAGGUUUCCUCUCGCCCGGUACAACUGUCGCGCUGGGCCCUCCUGGCGCGAACGUGCUGACGUGGGCACAAAUCGACGAUCCAGAUCUGUUCAAGGGGCAGUUUAUCCGAGCGCACGGUGUAGAUGGCGUGCUGAAGCCCAAUGGGUUGAUCUGAGAUCCGUCACCCUAUACUCUCCAGGUUUUCUGAUACUGAUUUAUCUAACAUCGAUACACCAAUCGCAUUGCAUACAUGCAUGAUUUUAUUGUUCCGGUAUAGCAUCUGCACCUUGGGGCGAUGUUCCAGUGUUAUUGCUGCACGGGGUUGAAGGAGGAAGCACCAAUAAAUGCUUCAGUCUUGC